UUAACAAAUAUUCAUUCUAUCAAAAACAUAUACAUUAUAUAUAGCUAUUAUUAAGUAAUUACUAACUCUAUUUUUGUCCAAAUCAAAUAAUUAAUAUGGCUGCUGCUUUUGUUGGUCGAGUAGCAUUCUUUGCCAUUUCCAUGGUUUUGCUUUCAUCAUUUGCUACUGCAACUGACUUCUUUGUUGGUGAUAAUGACGGAUGGAAACUUGAAUAUAAUUACACAAAAUGGGCCCAAGAUAAAGUUUUCCAUGUUGGUGAUGUCCUUGUGUUCAAAUACAACAAUGAGAGCCACAAUGUGCUGAAAGUGAAUGCAACAUCUUUCAAGGACUGUGUCACCUCUGAUCCACUGGAAACAUUCCGAAGCGGCCAUGAUUGGAUUUCCCUUCAAAGCCCGGGAAAGAAGUGGUACAUCUGCGGCAUUGCAGGCCAUUGUGCUGACCACCAAAUGAAGCUUGUCAUCAACGUCCUCGCCGACGGCCCCGCCCCCGCUCCUACUUCUUCUUCUCACUCUCUUCUCUCCUCUCUUGCUGUGAUGGUCGCAGCGGCCAUGAUUGCCGUUGCGGCCAUCUUCGCCUAGAGAGAAGACCGUCGCUGGUGGUAUUGAAUUUCUUCAACUUUUAAUUAUUGUUUUGUGUUGUUAUGGAAAAAUAACGGAAUAAGACUCUCUGGGUAGGUGUAUGAGUUUCGGGUAGCUUCUACAAGCGGUUGACUUUGUUUAUUACAUCAUUACAUGGUUGUUCACUACUGAAUCACGAUAAUUAAAUUUGAUUUUAUAUUAUAUCUCACCAACAUGUAUUUGUCUGUCGUUGUUCUA
Arachis ipaensis is the source of this 815-nucleotide messenger RNA. Its product is annotated as blue copper protein 1a-like. Lineage: Eukaryota; Viridiplantae; Streptophyta; Magnoliopsida; Fabales; Fabaceae. Gene Ontology annotation, molecular function: electron transfer activity. The record is from RefSeq and is a predicted model, not a curated record. Gene Ontology annotation, cellular component: plasma membrane.